GUAUAUAAGCUGGGACCGGAAGUACCUGGCUUAAAGGUGUGUCUCAGGUGUGGGAUUCUACAGCUGCUGAUCCCGGAGCUUUAUUCAAACAUGGUUCGGCUCUUUCCGUCUGCGCUCGUGGUUCUGGUCUUGCUACAGGUUGCGAUCGUGGUCAGACAAACGUCCGGUGAGAAUCUGGUCAGAAAAAGAAGAGAAUGGAUUCUUCCUCCAAAACCCUUAAAGGAAAAUAAAGACUACACUAAAGAACUUUCCAUUGCCAAGAUUCGCUCCGAUUACCAACAGGGCAGUAAUGUCGAGUACUUCUUGGAGGGUCCUGGUGCAAACCAGAGACCCUUCAACGUGUUUGUGGUCAACCACAAUACCGGAGAUGUUAGUGUGACCAAAGUCCUCGACAGGGAGGAAAUAGACACAUAUGUUCUGAAAGGUGUUGCCAAAUAUGAGGAUGGCACAGAAGCAGAGAAACCAAUCGACUUAAGAAUCAAAGUUGAGGAUGAAAAUGACAACGACCCAGUCUUUCCAGAUAUGUCACCUGUUGGCGUGUAUGAGCUCAGUCCUAAAGGAACAAUUGUUAUGGAACUGAAUGCAACCGAUGCAGACGAAUAUGGCAAUCUAAAUUCUAAACUUGCCUACACCUUAAUCAGUCAGAAUCCAUCACAUGACAUGUUCAGAAUUAGUAAGAAAGGAGUAAUCACAGUGAAAAACUCUUCCCUGGACAGAGAAUCAUGUGCGCAGUACACUCUGACAGUUGAAGCUAAAGACCUGGACGGAGCCAUUGGAGGGAGGACAGCAACAGGCACUGUCACCAUCAAUGUCCUAGAUGUGAACGACAACCCUCCAAUUCUUGAGAAACAGCAGUAUGAUGGAAGCAUUGAGGAGAACACACAUCAAGUGGAGGUUAUGAGGUUCAAAGCACUCGAUCAGGAUUUGGAAGGCACAGAGAACUGGGAGGCUGUGUAUGAAAUCGUGAAAGGCAAUGAGGCCGGAUAUUUCAGCAUAAUGACCGACCCGAAAACCAACGAGGGCAUCCUAAUGCUGGAAAAGCCAGUGGACUAUGAAGAUGUGAAGAGCCUCGACCUUGGUAUCAUAGUGAAAAACAAGGCUCCACCUUUUGAUCCAUCUACGGCCAGUAAUGGAGUAGGUGUGAAUUUUGGAGGUCAACCUGGUGGUGCCAGCGGUGCCAGUGGUGCCAGCGGUGCCAGUGGUGCCAGCGGUGCCAGUGGAGCCAGUGGUGCCAAUGGUGCCAGUGGAGCCACCGGUCCCGGCGGAGCCACCGGUCCCGGCGGAGCCACCGGUCUCGGCGGAGCCACUGGUCCCGGCGGAGCCUCUGGUGGCUCCACCGGUAUCAGUGGAAGUGGCAGCAGUUCGGGAUAUAAAUAUACCAGUUAUCCCAUCACAAUCAAUGUUAAGAACAAGCCAGAGGGACCAAGUUUUGACCCUCAAGUCAAAAGUGUCCCAAUCUCAGAAGGAUCUGAUAUCAGCUUGAAAAGACCUAUCACCACUUACACUGCUAUAGAUAAGGACACCGGGAAACCUGCCAAGAAUGUCAGGUAUUUAAAGGGCCCAGACCCAGGCAACUGGCUAAGCAUUGACCCAGACACAGCUGAGAUCACUCUGAACAAAAUGCCUGACCGGGAAUCUCCGUACAUUAUUAAUGGGACUUAUUAUGCCAACAUACUAUGCAUUUCAGAAGACAUUCCUGGUAAAACAGCGACUGGUACCAUUGCCAUCCAGGUGGGGGAUUCAAAUGACCACUGUCCCACCCUGACCAGCAAAAGUCAAGUGAUCUGCAUGACCCAGAAUAGCUUCAUUGUCACAGCUGAUGAUAAAGAUUCGUUCCCAAAUGGGCCUCCUUUUCACUUUGUGAUCGUCCCUGAAAAAACCCAGGGAAAGUGGAAGGUGGAACAUCUCAAUGACACUGCAGCCAUUGUGAGGGCUCAGGAGGAACUUUGGGCCGGUUCAUACGAAGUGGAGUUGGUUGUGUCAGACCAGCAGGGAUUAAGCUGUGGAGAACCACAGAAGGUGGAACUCCUAGCAUGCACAUGUGAUGUUGGUGAUGAGUGCGGAGCACAUGGAAGCCAGGGUCAGUCAAAAAAACAAAUAAAGCUUGGACCUGCCGGAAUUGGACUCCUGCUGCUGGGCUUUUUGAUGUUGCUGCUCAUUCCUCUGCUAAUGUUGUCGUGCAAGUGUGGUUCUCCUUUGAAAAAUCCAGAGCUCUUUGCCCAGAUGAAGGAAGAUACAAAAGGAAACUUCAGGGAUUGGCACACAGAAAAACAGGAAGACCUAGGGGUGUAUCCUCUGAUGAACGCACCAGCACAAAUAUACAUUGACUCGGCCAAAGGUUACCUCACAACAGCACCUUUAGAAAUGCAGAAGUCGUUUGUGGGCAGUAACACACUUGGGGGGGGCUACAGAGAUGCAGCAAACAUGCACAGUGAGGGACAGGGCUGGAUGAACCAGUGGGGCAGUGACCUGUACUCUGGGUCAGAGGUUCAAGAUUUUGGAUACGGUGGAGGAGCUGGCCUAGUACUUCCAGAUGCCUUCUUUAGAGAUUUCUACAGUGAGGUGACGUCCAAGAAUGAUACCGAUGUAGUGAAGGACACCAUGAUGGUCUACGACAUUGAAGGGCAGGGCUCCGAUGCAGGUUCGCUGGGAUCCUGCAAAGCCAUGGAGCAGAAUGAAGACCUCCAAUUUUUGGAUGAUCUUGGAAUGAAGUUCAAGACUCUAGCUGAGAUAUGUGUAGUCAAAACGAUCAUGUCUGAAACCAAAGCGGUGUCCAGUCCUCCACCUGUCCCCUCUUUAUCCACACCUAAGGUCUCUGAGUCAAACUUGUUCACCACACAACGAAUGACCCCUCCACCCAGUCUGCCACUGACCAACAUCAGAGAAGAGCGAAGAAUGGUCAGUGACAUAAUCAGUCCUCCACCUGUCCCCUCUUUAUCCACACCUAAGGUCUCUGGGUCAAAAUUGUUGACCACACAACGCAUGACCCCUCCACCCAGUCUGCCACUGACCAACAUCAGAGAAGAGCGAAGAAUGGUCAGUGACACAACCAACCAUUCCCAAGUGCUGAAGAAGGACGUGGCUGUGGUGAGCGAGGGUGUUACCUCCAUGGCAACAGGGUUGGAGAGCCAAAGCCAAAUGCUGGUUUUGCAACAGGAGCAGCAGCCAGUCUACUAUUCUGCUGCCCAUAUGAUGCAGCCUAUGCACUACAUGGUCCAGCCACAGUUUCAGAACUUCAUUCUAACCGAGCCUCCAGCCAACAGCCUCCAAGAUAUGGUUCUUCUGAACAGUUCUGAGAUGGGAUACAACCCAGGAGUGAUCAUUCAGGGCCAGACAAUGAUGCACAAUGGACAUGUCCAGGGCACUGGCACCAUGCUGUUGGAGAACAGCAGCCACACCAACCUGAUACAGAUGGGAAAUUUGUCUGGCUCCCAGACUAUGAUGGUGGUCGAAGGGCCGGUUUCAGGCUCCAUGAAUAGAGUCCAAAGCGGCCUCAUUCAGGGCCAGACAAUGAUGCACAACGGAUAUGUCCAGGGCACCGGCACCAUGCUGUUGGACAACAGCAGCCACACCAACCUAAUGCAGAUGGGAAAUUUGUCUGGCUCCCAGGCUAUGAUGGUGGUCGAAGCGCCGGUUUCAGGCUCCAUGACUGGAGUCCAAAGCGGCCUCAUUCAGGGAGGAACUCUGGGCUCAGUGACUGGAGUCCAAAGCGGCCUCAUUCAGGGAGGAACUCUGGGCUCAUUGACUGGAGUCCAAAGCGGCCUCAUACAGGGAGGAACUCUGGGCUCAUUGACUGGAGUCCAAAGCGGCCUCAUUCAGGGAGGAACUCUGGCCUCAGGACAACUGUCAGGAACCCAGGGAGUUCUGAAGGUGAAGGAGGCAACCAGCGGCAGGGGGAGGGCAGGGAAGACUGAGCGGUCAAGAGUUGUCAACACUAAAGGCAGCAAUCAGACCAGCACGUCCUCCACUUCAUUCAGUGUCCCCACCAGCACCACGCAGAAAGUUCUGAUCCAAGAAACCGCACAAAUCCGCUGAGACACCAAGCAGGGGAGGGGUGGGGUGAGGGGCCAGCAUUUCCAGAAGGAAAUUUUAAUUUUAAGGAUCAGGAAGUCUUGUUAUGAGAAGUGUAAAAACAGAUAAAUGUAUCUUCCAGGUUAACACAGUGAUGUAAAGGUUAGCACUGUUGCCUCCCAGCAUAAAGGCUGUUUGGGUUUUAAUUUUGUAUCUAGUUUGUAUUUUCUCCAUUUGCUAGCAUGCUUAAGUGUGUGAAAUUUGUUCUCCACAUUUGACCUGUCCCUUGGGGGAACGCUGACCUGCAAACACAGCCAUACUCUGGAACCAUUUGGUGGUUUGACCCCCCAAUCCAACCCCUUAACGUUAAGUGUCAAGCAGGAAGCCAUUGGGUCCCAAUUUUUAGAGUGUUUGGUAUGACUCAACUCUGGAUUUGAACCCACAAUCUUCCAAUCUCAGAGCAUACACUCUACCACAAGGCUACUAACACAAACUCUGGCUUCCUUCCACAGUCCAAUAAUUUGCUCCAUAGGUUGAUUAGGAACUCUAAAUUGUCCCUUAGCAGUGAGUGAGUGUUUUGGACUGAUGAACUGUAGCUGCAAUAGUCUUCAACAUCCCUCAUGACUCUGCACAGGAUCACUGAUCAAUGCAGGAAAAGAAGAAGGAUGUUUUCCAUGCUUUAUCCAUUUUUGUUUUAAAUAGAAUAAAACGGAAAAGGUUUCCACUCUUUUGGGAGUUGUAAUGUAAUGCAAUUCCAACUUACUGUUAUUUUCCUCUUUGGAUCUCCAUCUUCUGGUAUUUUCAGGAUGUUAAAACUGUCUUAUGUAGGGAGUGUGUCAUAUUUAACUUCAGGCUUUUGCUGGUAAGAAAAUCUCAGCGGGUUUUUCUGAUUCUUCCUGUUAGUUAGCAGGCCUUCAUCUGAAGAUCUGUUGUCAGCCUACUUUAACCCUCUGGGCUUUGAGAUAUAUUUUUGUACAUGAAUGAGAAAAAUAAAGGUUUAUUUCAAUGGCU
This is a messenger RNA of Oryzias latipes (Japanese medaka), 5022 nucleotides long. Its product is annotated as desmoglein-2.1. Gene Ontology annotation, biological process: homophilic cell-cell adhesion. Gene Ontology annotation, molecular function: calcium ion binding. Gene Ontology annotation, cellular component: desmosome; plasma membrane. Lineage: Eukaryota; Metazoa; Chordata; Actinopteri; Beloniformes; Adrianichthyidae. The record is from RefSeq and is a predicted model, not a curated record.